AUGGGGGAAAGCAGACAACCUGAUGUGUGGAAGGAUUCCACGGCCGUGGACACCACAAAUCUGCAUGAACAGAAGAAUCGUCAACAUGGCUCAGAUAUAGAAGAAUCACCAACACGCACUGGUUGGUUUCAUUGGCAUGAGCCCGGGACCUCCAAAGCAGAGAAAAAGCUCAUCUUCAAACUCGACUGGUUUCUCCUGAGUUACGGCUGCUUGUGUUUUUUCAUCAAGCAGUUAGAUGGGAACAAUGUGUCUAAUGCUUACGUCUCUGGCAUGUCAGAAGAACUGAACUUUGGCAAAAAAAAUGAACUGAGCUGGAUGAACACCUACUUCAGUAUUGGAACAAUCCUUGGUGGACCUGUCUCCAAUCUCGCCCUGACUCAGAUUCGACCGAGGUAUUGGUUGCCUAGCUGCUUGCUUGUAUGGUCACUUUUUGUUCUGUUCUUAUACAAGUGCAACCAUGCCUCGCAGUUCUACGGUCUUCGGUUCAGUAUUGGAUUCUUUGAGUCGGCGGCAUGGCCCGGUAUCCAGUACAUUCUUGGCUGUUGGUACAAGAAAUCCGAGCUUGCAACCCGCAGUGGCCUGUUCGUCAUGUCCGGAGUUCUAGGACAGAUGUUUUCUGGCUACUUGCAAUCUGCACUGUAUAAGGGAAUGGGAGGAAAAGGAGGCCUCUCUGCCUGGAGAUGGCUUUUCAUCUUUGAUUUCAUCCUUGCCAUACCAGUAGCCCUUUACGGUUUUAUCUUUCUCCCUGAUACACCCGAGAAUACUACCGCGUUCUACUUGAAUGAAUGGGAAAGAACUCGUGCUAUACAGAGGAUUGACGAGGAUGGCCGCACGCCUUCAGGAAAAAUGGACUUGAGCGUUUUGAAACGCAUAUUCCAGUCAUGGCAACUAUAUACGUUUUCCCUUGCUUACGCAUUCUGGUCUUUGACGUGUGGGUCAUAUGUAAUGCAGUAUUUCGAGCUGUAUCUGAAGUCACUCAAGACCUACUCAGUGCCCCAGAUCAACAACAUCCCCACCUGCAUUGGAGCAGUAAAUUUCUUCUUCAUGAUCGGAACAGGUUUUAUUUCCGACAAGAUCGGUCGAAGAGGACCUGUCUGCUUCGCCGUGGGUUGUCUGAUGACUUUCUGCUAUGCCGUCUUCACGGCAUGGCCCGCAUCACAUUCAUUGAAAAUGGCUGCAUUUAUCUUGACUGGCUGCUAUGGAUGCUACACUCCUUUGCUAGCUGGCUGGGUCAACGGCUCUUGUGGCGGUGAUCAGCAGUUGCGAGCCUUCGUUUUGGCAUUCAUGGUCAGUCUUGGAGGUGCUGUUGUCAUCCCAUUCCAACAGUAUCAAUUGCCCAGUGGGAAGGCUCCCACGUUUGCCCAGACUCAUGGCUGGGCUAGUGCACUUGCCUUUGUUGUGGCAUUGACAUUAUGGACAGGCUUUGGAAUAGACUUUGUGAAGAGAAUAGUGACAAAGAAUCGCCAACCAGAGAAGGAGAAUGAUGUUUAG
This is a messenger RNA of Penicillium taxi, 1491 nucleotides long. RefSeq names its product Major facilitator superfamily domain general substrate transporter. Gene Ontology annotation, molecular function: transmembrane transporter activity. The record is from RefSeq and is a predicted model, not a curated record. Gene Ontology annotation, cellular component: membrane. The coding region runs from base 1 to 1491 and encodes 496 amino acids. Lineage: Eukaryota; Fungi; Ascomycota; Eurotiomycetes; Eurotiales; Aspergillaceae. The transcript has a single exon. Gene Ontology annotation, biological process: transmembrane transport.